CCAGGGCUUUGAGACAUCCAGGGCAUCCAGAGAGAUGCUCUGGGUUCCGACAGACCCACGGGCCCCUCAGCAGCUCUGAGAAGAGGGACCCCCAUAACCUCAAAUAAGGACACUGGAAACAGGGAACCCCUGGGAGAGUGGUUUUGAACUUGCUGAUUUUUGGAGGUAUUUCUGGCCACCAGACACCCAGUGACUUCUACAGAUGGACUUGGCCAGUGGACCAUCAAAGGCAAUGCACUUACAUCUUGUUUUUCCCCAAAUCAGGAUUUCGCAUUCCCAAACCUUAUCUGGAUGAAGGAGAAGGCUGCGAGGAAGCAGAAGAUGCCCCAGGACACUGAGGCAGGUGAGGAGGAAGUCAGUGGCCCUUUCCCCCUCUCUCCUGCUCCAUCUCCCAGCCCAGCACAGCCCCUGGCUGUAGGACAACCCUGCUGCCAACGCUGUCCUGCCAGGGAUGGAUUGGGAGGAUCUCCUUCUCCUUCCCUCUGGCACGGAGGCAAAUCCCAUCCUCUCCUUGUCCUUCUCCUGCAGACAAGGAGCUGAGGAUGAAGAGCAGGGAGGACAAAUCCCCAUGGCAGAACCUCAUGGACGAGGCCAUUUUGAGCAGCUCCAUGGCACAGGAACCUAAUGGGGCUAAAAAGUCUCGGAGAUCCCUCAGGAGGAGGGGCUCCAAACCCAGCCCAGGAUGCUCCAAGGGGAAAAGACCCAGCCUGUGCCAGGAAGGCAGCCAGAGAUCUGGCCAGAGCUCUGAGGUGGUAGCCAGUGAGCAGCAUGACAAUGGCAAGAAGCCCCACUGGUGCUUGGAAUGUGGGCAAAGUUUCCUCAAGAACUCCUACCUGGUCGUCCACCAGAGGAUCCACACCGGGGAACGGCCCUAUAAGUGUGGGGAAUGUGGGAAGAGCUUCAGGAUCAGCCACCACCUGAUGAACCACCAGAGGAUCCACACCGGGGAACGGCCCCACGAGUGUGGGGAAUGUGGACAGAGGUUCAAGAUCAGCUCUGCCCUGAUCGUCCACCGAAGGACCCACACUGGGGAACGGCCCUAUGAGUGUGGGGAAUGUGGACAGAGCUUCAGGAUCAGCUCCCACCUGAUCGUCCACCGAAGGAUCCACACGGGGGAACGGCCCCAUGAGUGUGGGGAAUGUGGGAAGAGCUUCAAGAUCAGCUCCCACCUGAUCCACCACCAGACGACCCACACCAAUGAACGGCCCUAUAAAUGUGGAGAAUGUGGGAAAGGCUUCAGGAGGAGCUCCAGCCUGAAACUCCACCAGAUGACCCACACUGGGAUACGACCCUACGUGUGUGGGGAGUGUGGGAAGGGCUUCCGUGACAGCUCUGGCCUCAUCAUCCACCAGACAAUGCACACUGGGGAAUGCCCCUACAUGUGCUCAGAAUGUGGGAAGAGCUUCAUGGGGAACUCCAGCCUGAUUAUACACCAGAGGAUCCACACUGGGGAGAGGCCCUACAAGUGUGGGGAAUGUGGGAAAAGCUUCAGUGCGCCCUCCACCCUGACUGUCCACCAGAGGAUCCACACUGGGGAGAGGCCCUACAAGUGCAGAGAAUGUGGGAAAAGCUUCAGGCAGAGCUCCGCCCUAAAUGCCCACCAGAGGAUCCACACUGGGGAGAGGCCCUACAAAUGUGGGGAAUGUGGGAAAAGCUUCAGGCAGAGUUCCGGCCUGAUUCCCCACCAGAGAAUUCACACUGGGGAGAGGCACUAUGAGUGUCCUGAGUGUGGGGAGAGGUUUCAGAGCAGAUACCAUCUCCUCAAGCAUCAGCAGAUUCACGCAGAAUAGAGGCCCUUCCGCUGCCCCGACUUUGGGAAGAACUUUAAGAAAAACUCCACCCUCGUCACCCACCAGCAGAUCCACACUGGGGAGAGGCCCUAACAGUGUCCCAAGUGUGGGAAGUGCUUGUCCCAGAACUCUACUGUGGCCAACACCAAGAGAGGCAGCAGUAAGGGAAGGCCUACAAGUGCCCCGUGUGCAGGAAGAGCUUUGAGCGCUGCUCCAACUCCAUCCCCUGUUGCCAUCUUGGUGCAAAGUUUUCAUACCUUCUUGGUGAUUUUCAUGAGCAGCUCCUCACAGCACUGACUCCUCCUCUGCACAGCCAACAAACUCCAUCUUGCAUCUAGACCUCCCAACAUGCUCUUUUACAAUACCCCUCUUUAAUUUGAUCCAGCUGUGGCCUAUUAAGGGCAGGGUUGUUCUUCAUGCUUGAUAAUUGGCACAGCUGUAACUCCUUAGGGGCCAGAUUACCUUCAGCACUAUCUCUAUUCUCCUACAUUUUAUCUAUCCACAAUCCCCCACUGGAGGACCGCCAUUGGAUGGUCCACAGUGACCCUCAUUGAGCAGAGACUUGGUGAUCCAUGAUCCUUGUGAUCCACUGGCUGGUGGUCCCCACAUCUUCCUGGCUCCCACUGAGCACCUGGAUGCAAGAGGAGCUCAAGGGGACCUGGCCAAGGACAGGGACGUGGGGGCCAUGAACAUGGAAGGAGACGUGGGCGACAUGGGCAUGGGUGGGGACGUGGAGAGCCAUGAAUGACGAUGUGUUGGGGACACUGGCAUGGAUGGGGACAUCAGGGGGCACAGACAUGGGUGGGGAGAUGUGGGGGACAUGGACAUGGAUGGUGACAUGGGCUGAACUCCCAGAGAAUGUGGGGAUGAUGGGUUUGAGUGAGUUGAGGGUCCUUGGGAGGGAUGUGGGGUGCCAUGCUGUGCAAACUGAAAUUCCAGAUCAUUUGAGUGUGUGCCAUGGAUCCAAGAGGGAAAUUCCCAAGGCUCCCAGGGGCUGGUUCUGCCCUGCUUCCCAAGGGAGCUGUGCAGGGGCAGGUGACAAGGCCCAGAAGCUGUGUAGUAGGCUGCCAGGGCAGACAGCAAAGGUUGCUUUGCUGGACAUUUUCCAGCCCAUUCCCAGCUCAAAGCAGAGGGAAGACAAAAAGGAAAGUGAGUCCCUAAGAGAAUCCCAGUAUGAUCAUGGGGAGAAGGGACCCUGCCCAUGGGUUGGAGUCCCAGGAGGGAGAGACACCUCUAACCCAGGGAAGGUUCAAAUGAGACCAUAGGGCCACAACCUACGGAUUUUAUUGAACAUGUAUUUUAUUGAAGAUAGCAUUGAGCAAGAAACAUGAGGUACAGAAAUAGGAAAGAGAUUUGAGAGAAGAAUAACUAGGAAAUACCUCUGCUGCGGACUCAGCAGCUUCCAGUGUUACAACAACGUGUUAUAUUGUUUGCUUUUCACAAAUAUUAAGUUGAAUGCAAUAUGUAUAAUGUCAAAAUAACUUUGCUUUUAUUUCUGCUAUUAACAAAAAUCUCAGACACGGUAGUAAUGGUAGUGAUGUAGUGAAGUGUCUGUUUGGUUGGGAUAACGUCCAGUGAACAUGAAAUGAGGGCCCUGCUAUUGAAAUGCCAACUGUCAGCCCUCACCAUCUGAAGGAAGUAUGGACCAAGACCCAGAGUGGAAGUGACAAAGAGAAGGAGCGAAAACCAGAGCCAAGAAACACGGCAGAGCCAAGGAUGGGCCAUGCAAAAUAGUUCCUGGCAUAUGUAAACUAGUUUAUGGGAAAAUAUGAAUAUGCAUUAGUGUGUGUGAAUAUGCAACAGGCUGAUUGAAGGGGUAUCCUCAAAGGUAAGGGUGUGCUGUUGGCUCAGUGCCAAGAUGCACCUGGCCGUAAUCUUUGCUUUUCUGUCUUUGUCUCCUAUUGUCCUUUGUUGAACCUUUUACAAUUUCACAGGAGAGGGAAUGUGUUUUUCACAUUUGGGGACUCAUCUGGGAUUAACACCUCACCUGCGAGACCCCAGGGGCCGCAGAGCGGGGGGCGUGCCCUGCCCAGAUUCAGCGGCCUCGCUGGCUUCUUCUGGCAGAGAUUGGUUGCAGGUAGAGCACCCAGUGGGCAAAAGGAGACACAUCAAGGAAAGGGAAAAGGCUCCCUAAAACUGUGGUAACCCCACAAAUUCUUGUGCACGAAGACCCAAAGAAGAAAAGAGGGUUGGUAAGUAUUCUUUUGGGGUGAUGAGUGUGUGUGAGUGAGACAAGGGCUAGUUAUCCCAGACCUGCAGGGUGAGUGAGGAGUCUCCCAGGCUGCAGUUCCGUUCUUUUGUGAGAAAAAGGGCCAGUAAAGGGACGAGGAGUGAGAGAAUCUCCCAGGGUAACUGGGACAGAGUCCCAGGGAGGGGUUGGACCCCUUGGAGGACAGGAGCUGAGGGUUUUCCUGACACAAUCCUCUGGGAAAGUGGGAUAAAAAGUGGAGGGGGCCCCUAAAAAUUCUGCUGGGUUGAGGGAUUAAUAUGCCCAAGAGCAUCCAGGGUUGAACAAAAUUCUGCUGGAUUGAGGAUAUGCCCGAGAACGUCCAGGGUUGAACAACACAGCUGGAUUGAGGGAUACUCAAGAGCAUCCAGGCUUGACCAGUAACAUUUUGAGAUUUUGUAAUACCCGUGGGUGGAAAUUAACAAGUGAUUUGAGAACAAAGGUACCUUAUUUUUGUGUUGUCCUGUUGUGAGUGUGAGUGAGUGAGUGAGUGAGACAUAUUAAAUAAAAGGGAGUGAGUGUGAAUGAAUGAAAGUGUAUGUGAUAUGGAUUGUGGAUUUAAAGUUUAACUUUUCUGGAAGAAGGUGGAUUGUAUUUUUUUGUGCUGUGAAGAGUGGGAGGUGUUCAGGCUGUCAGGGGAAUGGAUUGGAUGUCAGGGGAAUGGAUUUGUCAUGGGGAAAUGAGACAGGGAGACAGAGAAAGGGGCUGGGAGCCCCUGGAAAUGUUGUCUCUUCCUGUCUCCAGUUUCUCUGCUCCUGCCAGGAGCUCCAGUCUCCCUACCCGUAUCAGCUUCCCUGC
Passer montanus (Eurasian tree sparrow) is the source of this 4815-nucleotide messenger RNA. RefSeq names its product zinc finger protein OZF-like. The transcript has a single exon. The coding region runs from base 543 to 1790 and encodes 415 amino acids. The record is from RefSeq and is a predicted model, not a curated record. NCBI's taxonomy places the organism in Eukaryota, Metazoa, Chordata, Aves, Passeriformes, Passeridae.